GAUCUAAAUUAAUUUUUCCAUAAAACACAUUUUCGGAGGUCGCUAACAUACAAAUAGGUAUGUUUUUAUAUGAACCAGUCAAAAUGUCAAAUUAAAUGGCGAAGUUUGAGUCGUUUGAAUACCAACGGAGAUCUCUGUUUUUUUUUAAGAAUAAUAGAUAUGGGAAAGCAGCCACAGGCUCUGUGAAUUCCACCUCUGUUUGUCUGUACCAGUCUAUUGCAUUUGCAAUAGUGGUUUAUUCAAUUCGAUUAUAUAGUUUGGUAACUCAAGAACAGCUAAUACAUAAAGGUAUCAUAUUUUCCACCAAACUGGAGGUAAAUCAAAUGGAGGAAACCAUAUACCAUGAAAAGAACAUGGUUCACAACGAACAGUCCUAGCUUUAACCUUUUUUUUACCAACCUCUUGAGAAAUAAAUAAAUUUGGGGCUAGUUUGUCUGAACUAAUAUUUAACACAUACUUUCAAUGUUUUCUCUACAGAUUCACAUGCCAUAACACCUUUUCAGAAUUCACAAAUUAAGUCUUAAAAAUUCAAUUGUUUUUAUACGUACUCGCUCUUGAAAAUUAGAAACCAAACUGCCCAGCCGUAGCGUGCUUAACACGUACAUACUUAUGUAGUUCCAUAAUAAAUUCACCUCGGUGCUUCAGAAAGUGGCAAAUUCACGAGCGCCGCAGUUUGUUGGUGUUAUCAAUGAUUGCAAAGCAGAUAAAUUACUUCAAUAACAUUUUGCUAAUGUAAACAAAAACACUUAACUGGAAGCGCAAAUCUAUAUACAGCCCUAUUCUGCAUUUCUACUCGAAUCGAAAUUUUCUCCGAUUGGCAACUUUGGUAUUCUGCGUUUCGAUUCAACUUCGAAAAUUCCAAUUCUAUGUAUUCUGCAUUGCGAUCGUAAUUACGUUUUUGUACGUUGAAGUUUUGUUGGCGGAAAGCCGUUAUAUAUUCAUUUUCGUGCAUUUGGAUAAAAUAAUUUCCUCAAAUAUGUCAAAAGUAACAACGGCAGAGCAAUACGAAAAAUUGUGUGAUAUGAUGGCCACGAAAAGAGAUAUUGCGCACGGCUUCCAAAAGCGACCGAAGGAAGAAGUACAGGAGUUUAGGGAGGAGGUUGCAAGGAAUUUAAAUGCACUUGGCCCACCAACAAAAGAUUCCAAUACAUGGAGAAAGGUCUGGAUUGACUGGAAAUGCUACAUGAAGCGAAAAUUAUCGCAUAACAAAAAAGAAAGGAUGAGCACCGGUGGAGGUCCUUGCCGUUUACAACGCAUAAGCCUACUUGAUGAAAAGGUGAUAGCUUUGACGGGUUUGGAAACGGAUGAUAUCCCUUCAACCAGUAGAGCUAGCAGCCAAAAUAGAGAGGCGAGGGCAGACAAGCAGAGCACUUCUUCAUUACUUAAGCAACAGAUACAAAUCAAAAAGAAUUUUAUGCAGAGAUGAAAAAAUUCAAUGAAGCUGCCUUUGGUAAAAUGGAAGAAGUUACUUCAUAUUUACGACACAUGAAUCGUUCUCUAGAAACUUUGGCGGAGACUGCAGUGAAGCAACCUGAAGAACAGAAGCGACACAAUAGAAUUAAGGAAGAGCUGGUGAAGGAAAAAGUAGAAAUAAAAAUGCAAAUGCUAAGAUUAGGUCCAAAUUAUAAGCCGGAUUCAAAUUAGUCAUUUUUUAAUUGUUAGCCUUUUAUUUAUUUUACUAUUAUUCAUUUAUAUAAC
This is a messenger RNA of Bactrocera tryoni, 1698 nucleotides long. RefSeq lists its product as uncharacterized. Lineage: Eukaryota; Metazoa; Arthropoda; Insecta; Diptera; Tephritidae. The transcript is spliced from 3 exons. Bases 977 to 1426 code for a protein of 149 amino acids. The record is from RefSeq and is a predicted model, not a curated record.